AUGAAGUCUCAGGGUGGCGUCGAGUUCUUCGUCAUCAACAUCGUGGGUAACUUUGGCACCGUCUUCCUUGACAACGGAUACUACAACAAAGCCAUCGCCGCUUCGCCUGUUCACGCCCUGCCAGGUUACAUUCUGGGUGGUCUCUCCUGGUUCGCAAUCCCUUGGCUGACGGCCACGACCAUGGGUCUCUCUGCCCUCGCUCUCGAGUCGAACCCCCGAUUCCCCACAUUCCCCGAGCGCAUGACCGAAGCUGAGGUCUCGGCCGGCCUCGCGCUUCCGUAUGCCGCCGUUGCACUCCUCGGCAAGGGCGGUGCUGUUGCGACCCUUCUCAUGAUCUUCAUGGCCGUCACCUCUGCCAGCUCCGCCGAGCUUAUCGCCGUGUCCUCCAUUUUCACCUACGAUAUCUACCGCACCUACUUCAAGCCCGAUGCCAGCGGCAAGCGUCUCAUUUACAUGUCACACGUGUGCGUCGUCAUUUACGCGCUGAUCAUCAGCUCCGUUUCCGUUGGACUGUUCUACAAUGGCAUCUCCAUGGGAUACCUCUACGUCCUCAUGGGCGUCCUCAUCUCCGCUGCUGUGCUGCCGGCUACUCUGACACUGGUAUGGAAGGGCCAGAACAAGUGGGCGGCGACACUCUCGCCUAUUUUUGGAACCAUCUUUGCCAUCAUCGGAUGGCUCGUGACGGCCAAGAAGACGUGCGGUGUUCUGGAUGUUACCUGCACGGGCUCCAACAACCCCAUGCUUGCUGGCAACGUCAUCGCUCUGCUAUCUCCCAUUGUCCUCAUUCCCAUCUUCACCCUGCUCUUCGGCAUGGACAAGUACGACUGGAAGUCGAUGAUGGCGAUCCGCAGAGGCGACGACCACGACCUUGCCAACGAUGCAGGCCUGGAUCUCGAGGAGGUACAAGGCGGUCAUCAAGAGACACAGGCCGAGUUUGAGCGCGAACAAGCCAUGCUCUCCCGUGCCUUCAAGAUUUCUGUUUCCAUGACGGCUUUCAUGACCAUCGCUAUGCUCGUGCUGUGGCCAAUGCCCAUGUACGGCUCAGGCUACGUCUUCAGUAAGCCCUUCUUCACGGGUUGGGUUGCCGUCGGAAUCCUCUGGAUCUUCUGCUCUUUCUUCGCGGUCGGAUUGUUCCCCAUCUUCGAAGGCCGCGCCACUCUUAUUCACACCGUCAAGUCGAUGCUAUCAGGCAAGAAGCCGACGCGGCACACCAUCACUCAGGGCGAGGCAGCCAGCGAAAAGCCUACUCCCCGGGCGGUCACUCCCGAGAAAAAGGAUGGCGGUCCUAACGAAACCAUUUCUUCGAGUUGA
This is a messenger RNA of Colletotrichum truncatum, 1311 nucleotides long. Its product is annotated as urea active transporter. Lineage: Eukaryota; Fungi; Ascomycota; Sordariomycetes; Glomerellales; Glomerellaceae. The record is from RefSeq and is a predicted model, not a curated record. Gene Ontology annotation, biological process: putrescine transport; spermidine transport; urea transmembrane transport. Gene Ontology annotation, molecular function: urea transmembrane transporter activity; spermidine transmembrane transporter activity; putrescine transmembrane transporter activity. Gene Ontology annotation, cellular component: plasma membrane.